This is a messenger RNA of Lutzomyia longipalpis, 4670 nucleotides long. It is a transcript of the gene ssh, whose product is annotated as protein phosphatase Slingshot. The transcript has 9 exons. Gene Ontology annotation, cellular component: cytoplasm. The record is from RefSeq and is a predicted model, not a curated record. NCBI's taxonomy places the organism in Eukaryota, Metazoa, Arthropoda, Insecta, Diptera, Psychodidae. Gene Ontology annotation, biological process: actin cytoskeleton organization; protein dephosphorylation; negative regulation of actin filament polymerization. Bases 338 to 4306 code for a protein of 1322 amino acids. Gene Ontology annotation, molecular function: protein tyrosine/serine/threonine phosphatase activity; actin binding.
UGUCGCUUCGGUCGUCUUUUUGUAUAAUAUAAAAGUUUUGAAAGAAAAUUUGCGAUAAGUGUUGAUGGAUUUUAGGGUGUGCUGUCUUGUUUUCACUCCACGGCAUACAUAUCAUGUCAAUUUUUUGUGUGUGUGUGUGACUGACAAAAAAGGACAAAGUUACAAAGAGGAUGUGAUUUUAUAUGAAUUGUCUCUUUUGGCUCCUACAUUUGGGGUUUUCCUCUGUCGAUGAGUGUGUAAAGUCCUUUGUGAAACUUUGCAAAAAAAGAAAAGAAAAGAAGAUAGGUACAUAUAAAUUUUUAGUGCUUUGAAUGCCUGUGAAUUGAAUAAAUUGAAGAUGCUGGAUAUUCUCACGCCAGUCAAUCGUCAAAUAUCUGUGGCAUGGAAAUGUGAAAUAGAUCACGAAGACGGAAGCAAGAGUACGACGUCUUCGAGGCAUCGGGUUAAGCAUGUAAUCAACUGGUGGCAGAAGAUACUUCCCACAAUGACAAAUGCACCAGACAAUUAUCGUCCUCGUGACCUACAUCACUCUUGGAGUAAUUUAGCAAAUACCAAUGAAUCAGGCAGCAGUGGGCAAGAUGAGGAGGAAAAUGUGAAGACGAUAAAAAGCCUCAGCGAGUGCUAUUUUGCUGGAAAAGGAUCAGCUCUUAUGCUGGGAUCGAAUGAGCAUUUACGUAGCCCAUGUGAUUUGGGUCGUUUGAGUGUUAUUUCCACGUGUUCAUCAUCAACAUCGAUGUCUUCGGGCAAUACAUGCCCAUCUACGGGGCAGGUGGCAUCAACAGGUGGCGCUCAGGCGACAUCUAGUACCACCAAUUCAUCCGACAUCCAUCAGCAUCUUCAAUCGAUGUUCUAUCUUCUGCGACCGGAGGAAACGCUCAAAAUGGCUGUAAAAUUAGAAUCUGCACGCGCUGGACGCACACGAUAUUUGGUGGUUGUUUCGCGAUUUGUGAAGAAUCGCCUGCAGCAGACACUAUCGCUACCGGAUUGCCAUCAGCAUCAUUUGAGUAAGUUGCAAAAUCAGCAGAUGGUUGUACGGAGUGCAACGAGUAGUGCAGUGAACCGAAAAGUCUCACCGAUAUGUUCGUGCACGAGACAGAAUCAUAGACAGUCGAAUGGUGGGCAUGUGGACGAAAAGGGUGGAGGUGGUGAUGUGAGAUCAAAGUGCUGCACCAUUGAUGGGCAAAAGGGUGUAAAAUGUGACAAUGAUGUAUGUCUAGAGUGUACAAAUGAUGACUAUGAGGAUGAUGAUGCUGCUGCAAAAGUGUGCGGUAGGAACUAUGAUCAGGAGGAAUCGUGUCUCCUUGGUAUUGAUUGCAAUGAAAAGUCCACGGUGGGCUUGGUAUUGCGCAUCUUGGCUGAUACAUCAAUACGCUUGGAUGGAGAUGGUGGAUUCAGCGUUAGUGUUUGCGGAAGGACACACAUCUUCAAGCCUGUUUCAGUUCAGGCAAUGUGGUCUGCACUUCAGACAUUGCACAAAGUAUCUUCCAAGGCUAGAGAAAAUAAUUAUUUUGCUGGUGGCCCAUCACACGAAUGGGUAUCGUACUAUGAGGAGAAUAUUGAGUCAGAUCGUUCGUGUCUCAAUGAAUGGCAUGCGAUGGAUUCACUCGAGAGUAGACGUCCACCAUCGCCGGAUACGAUAAGGAAUAAACCAACUGAACGGGAGGAAACUGAACGUGUCAUCCGGACAGCUCUGAAGGAGAUUAUGAUGUCAGUGGAUCUGGAUGAGGUGACAUCCAAAUACAUUCGUGGACGACUCGAGGAGCACCUUGAUAUGGAUUUGGGUGAAUUCAAGUCGUUCAUUGAUCAAGAGAUGUUGGUUAUUUUGGGGCAAAUGGAUGCUCCAACGGAGAUCUUUGAUCACGUCUACUUAGGCUCCGAAUGGAAUGCCAGCAAUCUCGAAGAAUUGCAGCGCAAUGGCGUGCGCCAUAUUUUAAAUGUGACACGUGAGAUUGAUAAUUUCUUCCCGGGCUUAUUUGAUUACUGCAACAUCCGUGUGUAUGAUGACGAGAAGACGGAUCUCCUAAAGCACUGGGAUAAUACAUUCAAGUAUAUUUCCAAGGCAAAGAAGCAGGGCUCCAAGGUGCUUGUGCACUGCAAAAUGGGGGUCAGUAGGUCAGCAUCCGUGGUAAUUGCGUACGCAAUGAAGGCCUUCAAUUGGGACUUUGAUCGGGCAUUGGGGCAUGUACGGGGGAAGAGGACGUGCAUAAAGCCCAAUAAGAAUUUUAUGGCACAACUUGAGACGUACCAGGGGAUGCUGUAUGCCAUGAGGAAUAAGGAUAAAUUGCAGCGGAGUAAGAGUGAGACGAAUCUUAAGAGUACGAAGGAUGCUCGUUUGUUGCCGGGGAGUGAGCCAACGCCACUCAUUCAGGCACUCAAUGGUGCCAUGAUGGGUGGGAAUUUGCUGCAAGUUUCCGGGGUGGAUCUCAAGAAGAUUGGUAGUCGCCCCAAGAGUUGGUCACCGAAUAAUGCGGAGGCAACGGGGGCGGCAUUGGCAAAGCCCCAAUCGCAGAGUCUCGAAAAUCUCGGACCACCGAAGGUGGCGAAGAAGCCCGGAAAUGCGGGGGCAAUGUCAAAAAAUGUCCGUUUGCCGUGCAGCAAUGGGCAGAACUAUAGUGUGUCGCAGAAUCAGGUGGUUCAUCUGCAGGAGCACAAUCCAAAUAGUCAAAUUUUCACGGAAUCCCUCGUUGUGCCAUCCGUAAAGUCCAUUGUGAGUGAAUUGGAGUCAACAAAUUCGGGCAUUAUGAAGGUGGUGCGCGAGAAGAAGGCACUGAGUUUGCAUCUAACGGCCACAGAGGCGGAGAAGGUGAUGCAGAUGAAGAAGGAAACAUGGGAUCCGGGAGAAGGUGGGGAGAAGGAUGCUGAGGGGAAGCACGAGGGCAGCUGUAGUGUUAAUCAAAUUAGUAGUGUAAAUACAGAGGGCACAGAAUGUGCUGCAGAAAUUUGUGAUAGUCCACAAGAUGGACAAAAUCUUCCAGUUGAGACCACCAAGUGUCGCGUGGAUGACGCUCCUCCAGCAAGGGGUGAUGCACCUGAGGUGACAAAGAUGGCAGCUAAGCGCGAUGGGGAUCCCUUCUCGUCGCAACUUGAUCGUGUUUUCGAUCGAGAAGAACGCAAACAGGUACGUCACACAACUUUCCCACCAACGCACGCCACUGUUGUGGAAUUAUCAACAAACCCCGAGUACAUUGUUUCGCGCAAUAGUUCAUGGAGUAGCGUGGAUUCGGCGGUUGUCAUGGCAGAUGGGCGGGAUGUACCGUCGAGGCAUUCCUCAUGGGGGUCCGGUGAUACGCGGACACUACCGUCGCGCAAUAGCUCAUGGGGUUCGUAUGAUAUUCACGUGAACGCACCAGCAACAAAUGCUGCAGAUGGCACACAAAUUGUGAUGGGACAAAGUGGGAUAUUUCCCUAUGAUCGCGAUGAAAUUCCCUGGCAUCCGGGUACGGUGAAGCGCACGAAGCAGCGUAUUGAGGAGAAAACCUUCGUGAAGCGUAUCUGUAGUGAUGAGAAUAAGUCCGAAGAGGAGGUGGAGAAGGCAAUUCCGCAGGCACGGAGUCAAAGUGAGGAAUUUUUGGCGCGAAAAUGUUCAUUUCAGCUGGUUCAGCUGUCAGCAUCAGCCCCAGCGGGCACGACGACGUCGUCACAACUCGAGGAGCCGGCAAAGCAGAGGAAUCUCGCAAAUCGUACCCUGAAGUAUCGUCAUUCAAUGGAUGAGACAACAGAUAAGAAGCCCACGAGGUAUCAUACGCUGAAGGAGGGUGAAGAGUGCUCGGGGCUGUCGGGUAUGGUGCAGAGUUUGAAGAUGAAUUUCGAGAAGAAGGCCACAUCUGCCGAUGAGGUGGCGACAGCAAAGAAGGGACGAUCUCUGCCAUCAUCCCCCAUUGCCAUUCACAUUGGUGUCCAAGAUAAAUCCAGUAGGAUGAAUCAGGGAACAACACCUGAGGAUACCAAUGUGCGGGGGCUCGUGGAUAAGUACGAAGUGGCAAAGAUGCGUGCCAAACCACCGCCAAAUCACACGAGGCAACGCCCCAAAUCCGUGCUGGAGGUGAAGAGCUUCCACACACCGGGGCUACAUCCGACAAAACCCCUUCUCAUUAAUCACAGCAAGAUGACAAAGUCUCUCCACUGCCGUACGGAUGAGUACGCCAGGCCACCAGUGCCACCACCAACGGUCCGGAAUGCCAUCCUACUGCCCAAGGCGCUGUCGAAGAAGUCGCAACAGCAGCAACACGGGAAGACGCAUCCAUUGACAAAGCUGGCUGUAGGAAAAGCAUACUCCAAUACUGCGGCGCCCUAUAAUACAAUGUAAGGUCUCCCUGCCCCCCAUUGCCCCCACGAAUACUUGUAGGUAGUUUAAUUGCCAACUCAAUCAGCAAUUUCGGAGAAAAAAAAAGAAUUUUAUCAAGAUGAAAAACGCGAGAAUUUUAGCAUAAAAAAUCAUUUCAAUUCGUUUAAUAAAAUUUUAUGGUUUCUUUUAUGAAUUUGAAUAAAUGAAAAAUCUCUGCUUUUAACAAUCUUUCAUCGUGGAACUAAAGGACAUUAUUCAAGGCAAUAUGAGUUAUUAUUUACUAUGAGGAAAUGCGCGGGAGAAAUAUAGUUUUGUAGAUGAUUAAAAAAAAAAUCAGAAAUCACCAAACAGACAUUACAUUUUCCGCUGGAUAAAUGCAGAAAAA